This is a messenger RNA of Penicillium hordei, 600 nucleotides long. RefSeq lists its product as uncharacterized. The record is from RefSeq and is a predicted model, not a curated record. The coding region runs from base 1 to 600 and encodes 199 amino acids. The transcript has a single exon. Lineage: Eukaryota; Fungi; Ascomycota; Eurotiomycetes; Eurotiales; Aspergillaceae.
AUGGGCACCGAGAGAGUCCUUUCAGGGAUUAGUCUUUUCCCUUUACCUCAGCCCCAGCUACGCUACAACGGGAAGCCCAUCCGCAACUCCAAGAAGAUAAUCUCAACCCUGGGAAAGAUCGUCGAUCACAGCAAAACAAUCGAUGGCAAAUGUUCCCUGUGCUGCUCAGCCUUCCAUUACAGCCACCUACUCGCAGUCUGUGUACGUGAUGGGUGCUUCCAGCAAAUGUGCGCCAACUACCUAGUAGGAUGGUACAUGUACAACUCUGCAGGCCGUGUGGUCAACACGACGGUGCUGGGAUGUCCAUUUUGUCGCCGAUAUCCUACCCUUCCCCUAGUGGCGAAGUACUGGCCGAGUACUCAAAGUGUCAAAGAUUUCGCCAGAGCAGUCCUUGACAACGGAAAGUUCAUUUAUGCAUGGUGCUGCGAAGGCGAUACUGCCAAGGUGGUGAUAAAGCGGAGCUGUAUGCUUGGGGAACCUCUUGAAUUGACUGGUGGGGUUUGUGAUCAGUGUCACGAGAAGACAAAGAGUGAAAGGAGGAGGAUCGGAGAAGGCGGCGCCGAUAUUAAAGAUAGCUAUUAUGAUGAGGAUGAUGCAUAA